Molecule: messenger RNA, 1170 nt
Organism: Morchella importuna
Lineage: Eukaryota; Fungi; Ascomycota; Pezizomycetes; Pezizales; Morchellaceae
Exons: 1
Coding region: 1-1170 (389 amino acids)
Molecular function (GO): 4-hydroxy-tetrahydrodipicolinate synthase activity
Source: RefSeq, a predicted model, not a curated record
AUGACUUCUGCUUUGAGCGGUUUGGCCCUUCACAGUGAAGCCGGCGCUCCUCACGUUGCUAGCAGUGGGCGCCACGGGAGCGUCUCAAACGUUCACAACAAGAGUGGGUAUUCAGCCUUAUACUCGAACACCAAAACUAGCGGAAGUGGGAACUUCCAGUCUUGUACCGACCGCCCCCUUCGUGCAGGAAUUUACGCCCCGACACCCGCCUUCUUUGACCCCACCACCGAAGAGCUCGAUCUCCCUACAACCCGAAAGCAUGCAGUUCGUCUUGCACAAGGCGGAAUUGUUGGACUCGUUACCCAGGGUUCUAAUGGAGAAGCAGUGCAUCUAAGCCAUGCGGAGCGGAGAAUUGUUACUGCGGCAACUCGCGAGGCUUUGGAUGAUGCUGGCUUUAGGGAUAUGCCCGUGAUCGUUGGAUGUGGCGCGCAAUCCGUCCGUGAAACAAUCGAGCUAUGCCACGACGCUCUGGUCUCUGGUGGUGACUAUGCUAUGAUCCUACCGCCUUCGUACUACAAGUCCCUCUACACGGCCCAGUCGCAAUUCGAAUUUUUCACCACUGUCGCCAAUGAAUCCCCAGUUCCCAUCCUGAUCUAUAACUACCCCGGCGCCGUUUCGGGCAUUGAUCUUGAUUCGGACGUUGUCACCAAGCUCUCAAAACACCCUAAUAUCGUCGGAUGUAAGCUCACUUGCGGCAACACUGGAAAGCUUGGGAGAGUCGCAAAUGCAGCGCCAAGCGGGUUCAUGACUCUUGGCGGAUCGUCAGACUUCACUUUGCAAACCUUGAUCGCUGGCGGCAAGGGUGUCAUUGGCGGACUCGUGAACAUUGCACCAAGAGCUUGCGUUGACGUCUUCAAUCUCUACGCUGCUGGCAGAAUGGACGAGGCGGAGAAGAUGCAAGCAGUAGUCGGAAGAGGUGAUUGGGGUGCAAUCAAGGGAGGUGUUGUUGGGACGAAGGCUUGUCUGCAAGCUCACUUCGGAUACGGAGGAUACGGGCGGGCACCACUUCCUCGACCAAGUGCGGAGAGAGCUGCGGAGUAUAAGGCCGACUUUGAAGAGUUGUUGCUACUCGAAGAGUUUUUGUGCAACGGUAGCCGCGAGGAGGACAUCCAUUACGACAAGAAAAACGAGUACCCGCAGCUCGUUGAUCUUGAACGCAUGCUUAUCUAA